GCCUUCGAGUCCUAUUAGAAAUAUUGUAAUUACGACGCAAAUGCACAUGGACACCAUCACAAUAUUGUAAUUACACCUUAUAGCUUAGAAUAAUUACCGUUCUUUUUCUACGAGCCCUGGCUUUCCGAGUCGAGGACGUGCUGAUAACCGAAAGGCAUUUCUGUUGUUUGCCAAUACGAGUGUGAUUUAAAUGGUACUUUUGCGUGUUAGCUCUUUGAUGUCUAUCAGUACGGUAAAAAAGAAAGUUCUUAUCAAAAAAUAAACAUGGUGUCUGAAACCGUUCCACUGUCUGAGACGUAAGGACUCACCACAGGUCUUUGCACUUGGAUGAGGACUGUAAAUACGGCUUAUAGGGAACUAUUUGCACUACACUCACGAUAUAUGAGAAAACUCGUCAUUCAAUCCAAGCAGGAAGUACAAGUCUGAAUUUCUGUAUCCAAUCCAUGUACUCCAAGAAAAAAAGUUGGACACAGGAACUUUAGUUAAUAAUUCAUCUCGAAUCAAUUACGGCUAAAUUUGUGCUAAUGUUUCACGGUUUCUCAACACAGCUCCACGCUAAUGCUAGUCAAUAUUAGCUAAAAACGACAACCGCUGCUUUUAUCUAGUAACCGAAAAGAAACACGUGAACACCUUCAAGUCGGAAUAACAAGUUUUCCAGUCCUCAGUUCUGAUUUUCGAAUCGUUUACGUCUCGUGGUCACAUGACCACGACGGCAUGGAGACGGAGAUUGCUAAGUAGAAGGAAAAGAAAAGAAAAAAAAAAACAACACUCGGUCAAAGGCUUCAAAGUGAUUUGACUUUAAAUCUGAUCUGAUGUGAAUGUAUAUUACGGAAGAAAUGGGGAGGCGAUGAAUAAUCAUAUUUAUAUCUUUAUUUGUUUUUGGUCAUAAAAAUCGCUAAAUGGAGCUUUCAAAUCGCAGAGAAGCUGAUACGGCAAGAAAUUAAGGUAGCUUUGGGUCGUAGAUCAAAUCCUGAGCCAUUUUCAUAUUAGCUCGCUAUUCGGCGUGGUUUGUCAACAUUUCUCUGCUCACACACACACACACACACACACACACACACACACACACACACACACACACACACACACAAGAUCGAUCCGUCAGUUCCGCCUCAUGAUUGGAUUUUACUCUAAGAGGCUCUAUUUUGGUUCCUGAAACAAGAUUACAGUGUGUGUGUGUAAGGGAGGCCUGUUCCUUGGCCAGUUCCAUAGAAAGGAAGGUAGUCUGUGUAUGUGUGUGUAUGCGCCUCCUGCUUCCUGUUCCUCCUCCUCUCUGUCAUGGCGCGUGCUCGUCCUGCUGAUCUCUCCUCGUUGAGUGGAAAUUGAUCUCCGGUAGAGUAAAGGCGUGUUUAUCCAAACCACAGUCCACCUCCGUUAUCUUCCUCUUCGCCUCCAUGUUUUAUUCACAGCCACGUUUCAGCUUCCUGACCUAUCAACCUUACCUGUCAAUCACAGUGUCACCAUGGCGACAUGUCCACAAACAACAACAUUAGAUAUAACAUAGAAGGACUGCAUGGUGCUGAAUGACAUUACACGCAUGCACACACACACACGCACACACACACGCACACACGCACACAGCUGUAAUAGCACAGAACUUACAGCUAGUGUCUCAUACUAGUGUGGUUCAGUGUGUGUGUGUGUGUGUGUGUGUGUGUGUGUGUGUGUGUGAAUGUGAUUAGAUGAAGAGGAUGGUAUCGUAUGAACAUUAGGCUGCGCUCGGAUAUCAGAGCUAGUCUGCUGUACUUCCAGCACGACAAAGUACGGCAUCUUCACCUUCCUGCCUCGCUUCCUGUAUGAGCAGAUCCGGCGAGCUGCCAAUGCUUUCUUCCUCUUUAUCGCCCUAAUGCAGCAAAUCCCUGAUGUCUCGCCGACUGGACGCUACACCACUCUGGUGCCUCUCAUCUUCAUUCUGACUGUGGCUGGGAUUAAGGAAAUGAUUGAGGACUAUAAACGACACAAAGCAGACAACACAGUGAACAAAAAGAAGACAACAGUGUUGCGCAACGGCACAUGGCAGACUAUCAUCUGGAAACAGGUGGCAGUGGGAGACAUAGUGAAGGUGACCAAUGGGCAGCAUCUCCCCGCUGACAUGGUCAUAGUGUCCUCCAGUGAGCCUCAGGCCAUGUGUUACACUGAGACCUCAAACCUGGACGGAGAAACCAACCUGAAAAUCCGACAACUCCUCAAACCAAACUCCACUGUUCAAAGCCUCAGAGUAGACAGAAAUGGUCUCUCUCUUACAGCCAGUUUGCAGUCUGUAGAAGAGCUGAUGGGUCUGUCCGGUCGGCUGGAGUGUGAGGGACCUAACAGACACCUGUAUGACUUCACUGGCACAUUGCGACUGGACAACCAUAAUCCUGUUGCUCUCGGACCGGACCAGGUGUUACUCCGAGGAGCACAGAUUAGAAACACGCAGUGGGUUGUAGGAAUCGUCGUCUACACCGGCCAUGACUCCAAACUCAUGCAGAACUCCACGAAAGCUCCUCUGAAGCGCUCGAACGUGGAGCGAGUGAUGAACGUACAGAUCCUGGUGCUGUUUGGGAUCCUCCUUGUGAUGGCACUGGUGAGCUCUAUCGGUGCGGCCAUCUGGAACAAACAGCACAAGGACGUGGAGUGUUGGUACCUCUCCCGUACAGGCGACAUCUCACUGAACUUCUGGUACAAUCUGCUGACCUUCAUCAUUCUGUACAAUAACCUGAUUCCCAUCAGCCUGCUGGUCACACUGGAGGUCGUCAAGUUCACACAGGCCCUUUUUAUAAACUGGGACAGGGAGAUGUACUACGCUGAGACAGACACGCCCGCCAUGGCACGCACGUCCAAUCUGAACGAAGAGCUCGGCCAGGUGAAGUAUCUGUUUUCCGAUAAGACUGGCACUCUGACCUGUAACGUCAUGCAUUUUAAGAAAUGCACCAUCGCCGGGAUCACAUAUGGGCAUUUUCCAGAUCUCGACUCCGAUCGAUCCAUGGAGGAUUUCAGCCACCUUCCCUCCAGCAACCACAGCUCCACAGAGUUUGACGAUCCCGCUCUCAUCCAGAACAUAGAGAAGGAUCAUCCCACCUCUCCUGAGAUCUGUGAGUUUUUGACCAUGAUGGCCGUGUGUCACACUGUGGUUCCUGAGCGAGACGGAAACCAGAUCAUAUAUCAGGCCUCCUCACCAGACGAGGGGGCGUUGGUUAAAGGUGCCAAAAGCCUGGGCUUUGCGUUUACAGCAAGAACUCCAUGUUCAGUCAUCAUCGAAGCGCGUGGAAAAGAAUUGACAUAUGAGCUGCUUAAUGUGCUUGAAUUUUCCAGCAACCGAAAGCGCAUGUCAGUAGUGGUGCGAACUCCAGCAGGAAAACUGCGACUGUACUGCAAGGGAGCGGAUAACGUGAUCUUUGAGCGACUGAAUGAAGCCUCCCAGUAUAAAGACCUGACCAUAGCUCACCUCGAACAGUUUGCCACUGAAGGUUUACGCACUCUGUGCUUUACAUACGUGGAUCUGGAGGAGAGCGUAUAUCAUGAGUGGCUGAAGGAGUAUAAUCGUGUAAGCACAGUCCUGAAAGACCGAGCCCAGAAACUGGAGGAGUGCUACGAGCUGCUGGAGAAGGACUUGUUGUUGCUCGGAGCCACGGCUAUAGAGGACCGCCUGCAGGCGGGAGUCCCUGAGACCAUCGCCACUCUCAUGAGGGCCGACAUCAAGAUCUGGGUGCUGACCGGAGACAAACAGGAGACCGCCAUCAAUAUCGGUUAUUCUUGCAAACUGGUGUCACACGGCAUGUCCCUCAUCAUCGUCAACGAAGACUCUCUGGAUGCGACACGGGACACACUGAUCGCUCACUGCUCUUCUCUGGGUGACUCUCUGGGGAAGGAGAACGAAUUAGCGCUCAUCAUCGAUGGCCAGACGCUCAAAUACGCUCUGUCGUUUGAAGUGCGUCAAUCUUUUCUCGACUUGGCCCUGUCCUGCAAGGCUGUCAUCUGCUGCAGGGUGUCUCCUCUGCAGAAAUCAGAGAUAGUGGACAUGGUGAAGAAGCAUGUGAAGGCGAUUACGCUGGCCAUCGGAGACGGAGCCAACGACGUGGGUAUGAUCCAGACGGCACACGUCGGAGUCGGCAUCAGUGGUAACGAGGGCAUGCAGGCCACCAACUCGUCAGAUUACUCCAUAGCACAGUUCUCAUACCUUGAGAAGCUCCUGCUGGUCCACGGAGCCUGGAGCUACAACCGAGUCACUAAAUGCAUCCUGUACUGUUUUUACAAGAACGUGGUUUUAUACAUCAUAGAGCUGUGGUUUGCGUUUGUAAACGGCUUCUCGGGCCAGAUUCUGUUUGAGCGCUGGUGCAUCGGACUCUACAACGUGAUUUUCACAGCUCUCCCUCCCUUUACACUGGGGAUUUUCGAUCGUCCCUGUAGCCAACAGAACAUGCUCCGCUUCCCACAGCUGUACCGCGUCACACAGAACGCAGACGGCUUUAACACCAAGGUGUUUUGGGGUCACUGUAUAAAUGCUCUUAUCCAUUCUAUCAUUCUGUUCUGGUUUCCGCUGAAAGUACUGGAACACGACACUCCGUUCGACAACGGCAACAGCGUCGACUACCUGUUCGUGGGAAACAUCGUGUACACGUACGUGGUGGUCACGGUGUGCCUGAAAGCUGGGAUGGAGACCACAGCAUGGACGAGGUUCUCUCACCUGGCCGUUUGGGGCAGCAUGGUGCUCUGGAUGCUCUUCUUUGCUGUUUAUUCCUUUAUCUGGCCUCACAUUCCCAUUGCCCCGGACAUGCUGGGCCAGGCCGGCAGAGUCAUGCAGUGCUGGAGCUUCUGGCUGGGGUUGAUAGUGGUGCCGGCUGCGUGCCUGCUCAAAGACGUGGCGUGGAACGCAGGGAGGCGCACACUAAAGAAGACUCUCCUGGAGGAAGUGCAGGAGUUGGAGGCGCGGGCUGUCGAUCCUGGCGCGGCCGUCCUCAGAGAUGCCAGUGGUCGCAGUCUGAACGAGCGCGCCCAUCUGCUGACUCGGGUGUUCAGGAAGACACCGUCCAGCGUGGGGCGCUCCAGCUCCGUUCAGCAGACCGUCUCACAUGGCUAUGCAUUCUCCCAGGAAGAGCACGGGGUUGUGUCCCAAUCCGAGGUAGUGCGUUCUUACGACACGACCCGCCAGCGGCCCAGUCUGUAGCUACGUCAGUAACAAGAUGAUCAGUAACCAAGGCAGCAGCUGAGACUUUUUUUAAGGGACAUUUCCAUCCCACCUGAGCCUGCUGUGGCCUUACUGAAGUACCCGCACUGACGUGGACUUGGCCUGCACCACGCCGGGCCUCGCUACACACUUACCAAGCCUUUUCAGACAAGACUUAACU
Molecule: messenger RNA, 5324 nt
Organism: Ictalurus furcatus (blue catfish)
Lineage: Eukaryota; Metazoa; Chordata; Actinopteri; Siluriformes; Ictaluridae
Gene: atp8a2
Product: ATPase phospholipid transporting 8A2
Exons: 37
Coding region: 1844-5143 (1099 amino acids)
Biological process (GO): neuron development; phospholipid translocation
Cellular component (GO): plasma membrane
Molecular function (GO): ATPase-coupled intramembrane lipid carrier activity; ATP hydrolysis activity; ATP binding
Source: RefSeq, a predicted model, not a curated record